CCGGCAGGGGAGGGAUUGCAGCUGCAGGAGUGAUGCUUUUGGAGGGAGGCACUUCUAAGAACAUGCGAAGAGUCUUCUGUUUAGGUUGCACUGCCUGGGGAGACUACCAAGUCACACGUGCUUUUUGUUUAAAAAAUAGUAUCUAUAUUAUGACUUGUACAGGUUGGCUGGAGCAAUCAUGAAGCCUUUAAGUCUCUGUACCUGCCUUAUAAAGAGGCUGGAAAAAUUCUGCACCUACUUCCAAGGACAGCCGUGAGAGAGGAAGGAGCAGAGCAAGAAAGUGGAACACCAGGAGGAGCAAGCACUCCUAAUCAAGGUGUCCAAGAAUGUCACAGAAACUCUUAAAAGAAGACUUUAUAAGUAACCUAAAUGGAACAUCCUUGCUUGAGAUUUCCAUCGGUUUAACCCUGGCACCAUUAUGUCUGCUAUCCAGAGGACUGCUGUUGAUCUUGUAUUUUCUGCACAAUGGAAGACCGUUAGGUUCAAGGAGCACCCAUUUUUUCCUGGACUUCAGUGUUUUAGUGGUCCCUCCUGUGCUUUGCUGUACAGUUCUGGCUCCCAUCCUCCCCUGGGUAAUACUCUGCAUUGCAGCAUUCUGCGCAGGCUUGGUUUAUAAAAUAUACUGUAGAAGAACGACUUACGUCAAAGUGCCAUUUUGGCAAAUCCUAAGCGAUUUUCUGAGGGCAAGUUUAGAACCAGAGUAUGUUCCUUCCUUAACCGUCUUCCGAGUGUAUGUCAAUGUGUUAACAUCCAUCAGCAUUCUGGCUGUGGAUUUUCCACAGUACCCUCGCCGAUAUGCCAAAACGGAGACGUAUGGAACAGGAGUUAUGGAUUUUGGAGUUGGAGCUUUUGUUUUUGGAAAUGCUGUGGUUUGUCCAGAAGUUCGGCUAAAAGGGGGUGAGGUACAGAGCAAAUUCUUCUACCUUGCUAGGCAGUUCUUUGCUGUGUGGCCUCUGUUCCUCCUUGGCUUUGGACGACUGAUGAGCGUUAAGGUGGCGGAGUACCACGAACACACAUCGGAGUAUGGUGUCCACUGGAACUUCUUCUUCACUCUAGCCGUCGUACGAAUGGCAGCAUCUUUGCUGUUGUCUUUAUUUCCUGUGCGCAAAGCAUGGAUUGUAGCCACAACCCUUGCUGUCGUUUAUGAAUGUUUUCUUGCCUUUACACCCUUGAAGAUGUUUAUCUUACAUGGGAGUGAUGGGCGAGGCUCGAGGGCUGGGUUUUUAGAUGCCAACAGAGAGGGUGUCUUUUCUGUCAUUGGCUACCUUGCCAUCUACAUGGCAAGUGUGCAAGUGGGCUUGUAUUUGCUUAAAAAAAAAAGAGGCUCUGUCCGAGAGUGGGUGGGAGUGAUACACUCCUUCCUAUUGGCAAUUCUUGUUCUCUUUUUGUUUCUCCAUGCAGUUCAAACAUACGUGGAAACCAUAUCCCGACGGAUGGCAAAUCUGCCGUUUUGUGUCUGGGUUGUAGCUCAUGGCUUGUCACUCCUUAGCUGUUUUUUAGUGUCUGAUCUUGUUUUGGUUUUUGCAAAGUUUCUAGUGGAUGGGGCUAGUGUUCCUUGCAGUUGGAAUUUUGUCCAGCUGUCUGCAACAAAUAAAAAGCAUGAUUUGGAACUUCGGGAUGGACAAACGAUACCCCAAAGUGUGUGCAUGGUCAGUGCCGUUAACAAAAACCAGCUGCUUUAUUUCUUGCUAGCAAAUAUCUUGACUGGCCUUGUGAACAUGAUGGUUGAUACAAUUCACAGUAACACAGUUUUGGCCAUGUUUGUUCUGCAUGUAUACAUGCUUACAAACUGUUUGGUUAUGUAUAUAUUGCAAGCAAAAAAUGUCAUCUUAAAGUGGUGGUAA
Messenger RNA from Eublepharis macularius, 1844 nucleotides. It is a transcript of the gene PIGW, whose product is annotated as phosphatidylinositol glycan anchor biosynthesis class W. The record is from RefSeq and is a predicted model, not a curated record. Gene Ontology annotation, cellular component: endoplasmic reticulum; membrane. The transcript has 3 exons. Lineage: Eukaryota; Metazoa; Chordata; Lepidosauria; Squamata; Eublepharidae. Gene Ontology annotation, molecular function: glucosaminyl-phosphatidylinositol O-acyltransferase activity. Bases 327 to 1844 code for a protein of 505 amino acids. Gene Ontology annotation, biological process: GPI anchor biosynthetic process; protein localization to plasma membrane.